GCUGUUGAUUUGAUAGGGGCAACAAAGGGGCGAUAGAAAUUGCAAAAAAAAAACAAAAACGUAUAGUUAAUUUAUCACCAUAUCCAAAACCAAAAAACAAAAAUGGACGAGAGCGAGAGUUAUGUGCACAGCGCCUACCAGGUAUCGAUAAUUCCAACUGAUCUACAUCACGAGGAAACAAUAAUCAGAGCAGCACAGUCGCUCGACUGCCUAAACAAAACAAUAAACUCAAUUUUUGGCCGCAUCGAUGCUCGAUUGGAAAGAAAUGGUGCCAAGGUUCAGCAUAUAAAUGAGCGUGUCAUGCGUGCACAAGCGAAAAUUGAUGCACUUGUUGGUUCCAAAAAAUCCAUUAAAAUCUUUGCGCCUGCCCGUUUUCCAGGCAACGGUGUUUUGAACAACAUACCCGCAACCUUUCCAGCUGUGGUCAAAGAGUCAAUAGAUAUGCCCACAACAACACAAAAACAAUUAACAAAACCGGAACACCGCCAACGUAAUCGCAAUGCUGGCUCAACGAGCGAUGCGAAUAAUCCCGCGGAUAUGGACUCCGUAUUCUUUCACGUGCGUGGCGAGGAACAGCAAGAAACGCCGCUAAUUAUGGAACGUCGGUGCACGAAUAGCAUCACUGGCUUGGGAGCUUUGCCACCUGUCAAAUCAGUGCCCGCUUUGUUGCGCUUCAAUAGCAAUGAAUUCGCCUAUGGCAGCGAUGAUCUAAAUGCCUGGAAGCGCAAAUUUCCGCCACAACCCCAAAAGCGUGACGUCCUCAACAAACCUAAGUCAACACAGUUAUUAGCACCGGCGCCCCACUCGCUGGCACACGGCACCACCAAGCUAACCACUCCAGCUGGUGAUCUGCGUUAUACGCCCGCAGCUUUGGCGGCUCCGGCGAUCGAUGUGCCAUUAGACUUACCCGAUUUGCCGGGCAUUGCGAAUGACUUGCAGUAUGUGCCGGUGGAGGAGCAAACACCCAUUGCACCAUCGCAUCAAUUUAUCGAUUUACCCGACUUGCCGGAACUAAGUGAAAAGUUAGAUGUGACACCCGUUAACUUGGAAAUAACAGUGCAGGCAAUAGCAUCGCAGACGCAUAUGACUAGGAAAUCUUAUACAACACAACCUUGUGCAUCACCAAUUACGCAAGCUACACCACCACCGCCACCACCACCGCCACCGCCACCACCGCCGCCGCCAACACCACCCGCUCAAGCAAUUGCCAAGUUGCCUUCUGAUGGCGUCAUCAAGCCCAUCUCCCCAUCCUUGCAGACACCUUUAAACAUACCCAAUUCGCAGGCACCACCGCCAGACGAUCCUCGAUCCGAGCUGAUGGCUGCCAUACGAAAGGCUGGGGGUGCACACGGUGGACGCUUGCGUUCAUCAGCUGCUGCGCCCGUCAAUCCGGAUGCAGAUGGUAAACAAAAUGCCCAUGGGACAAGUCGUUCUAGAGCAGGAGGCAGUCCAAUCAGUGGAGGUGAUUUGAUGGCGGAUUUACACAAUAAGCUUAUGCUGCGUCGCAAGGGAAUCUCAGGCAAUCAAAAUUCGGCGGAUCAAGCUGGGAAUCCCAUGAUGCUGCAACUGUCAAAAAUAAUUGCAGCACCAAUAGAGAAAAACAAAAGUUGUUCCAUGUCCAGCGAUGAGGGCAAUUCCGAUGAUGAUACAGAUGCUUGGGAGUAGUAACAAAUUAAAUAGAGUUAAAUUAGUUCCAGCUAUAUGUGCCUUGCUUUAAGCAUUAGUAAAAAUUAUUAAAAAAAAAACUGUUUUGGGCAGAUCGAGC
Messenger RNA from Drosophila hydei, 1765 nucleotides. It is a transcript of the gene wash, whose product is annotated as WASH complex subunit 1. The transcript has a single exon. Gene Ontology annotation, biological process: endocytic recycling; Arp2/3 complex-mediated actin nucleation; retrograde transport, endosome to Golgi. Gene Ontology annotation, molecular function: alpha-tubulin binding; gamma-tubulin binding. The coding region runs from base 103 to 1665 and encodes 520 amino acids. The record is from RefSeq and is a predicted model, not a curated record. Gene Ontology annotation, cellular component: recycling endosome; WASH complex; early endosome. NCBI's taxonomy places the organism in Eukaryota, Metazoa, Arthropoda, Insecta, Diptera, Drosophilidae.